Messenger RNA from Microthlaspi erraticum, 711 nucleotides. NCBI's taxonomy places the organism in Eukaryota, Viridiplantae, Streptophyta, Magnoliopsida, Brassicales, Brassicaceae. The record is from the annotation of a GenBank genome assembly.
AUGGAACGUGGAGCUCCUCUCUCUCACUAUCAGCUACCCAAAUCCAACUCUGGAUUCAAUCUGGACCAGCACAACAACUCAAUCCAGUCAGUGACCGGCUCCAUCGUUUCCGGGGACGACAAGAGCCAAACUGUCGUGGUCCAGCAACAGCCAUGUGUGGCUCGUGAACAAGACCAAUUCAUGCCAAUCGCAAACGUCAUCAGGAUCAUGCGUCGUAUCUUACCUGCGCAUGCCAAAAUCUCCGACGACGCCAAAGAAACCAUUCAAGAAUGCGUCUCGGAGUACAUCAGCUUCGUGACCGGUGAGGCCAACGAGCGUUGCCAACGUGAGCAGCGCAAGACCAUAACUGCUGAAGACAUCCUUUGGGCUAUGAGCAAGCUUGGGUUCGAUGAUUACAUCGUUCCCCUCCAAGUGUUCAUUAGCCGAUACCGUGAGUUCGAGAGCGACCGUGGGUGUUCACUUAGAGGUGAGUCAUCGUCGUUUAAACCGGCCUAUGGAGGAAGUGGUGUUGUAUAUCAACACCCAUCUCAUGGCCUACCUCAACCGGGUCCUUAUGGAUAUGGUAUGAUGGAUCAGUCUAUGGUUAUGGGUGGAGGUAGGUACUACCAGAACGGGUCGGGUCAGGAUGGAUCUGGCGGUGAUGGUGGAUCUCAGGCUUCCAUUAACGGCAUGCCGAUGUUUGACCAGUAUGGUCAGUAUAAGGGAAUGUGA